This is a messenger RNA of Adineta steineri, 1632 nucleotides long. NCBI's taxonomy places the organism in Eukaryota, Metazoa, Rotifera, Eurotatoria, Adinetida, Adinetidae. The record is from the annotation of a GenBank genome assembly.
AUGUCCAAUUUCGAAUAUUCAUCGUAUUCAUCAUCAGCCUCAACCGGCGGUGCUGCUGGCGGAGUUGAUCCAAAUCAAAUCUUUUCACAAGUUGACACCAACAAAGAUGGUGGAAUCGAUCGAAAUGAAUUCUCAAGCUGGCUCGGAAACUCCCUUGGUGGGGGAGCUGGACAAGUAAGUGCCGGAGGAGCUGGUGCUGGCUUCGGAGCAUCAUCAUAUGAAGCAUCAAGCUUUUCAUCAAACGGUGGAGCUUAUGGUGCUGAAGCCGGAUUUGGUGCUGCUGGUGGUGCAGGUUCAUCAUCAUUCGAAUCAUCAAGCUAUCAAGCUGGUGGUCUCAAUGGUGCUGCUGCUCUUAACGGUGGUGCUAACUUCCAAUCAUCAUCAUCAUCAUUUGAAUCAUCAUCCGCAAAUGGUGCUGCUGGUUUCGAUGCUACACAAGUUAGUCAAGCGGCUAGCUACACAUCUGAAACCAACGCUGCAUGGUCUAAAUAUGGUGCUGAAGUACGUGGUGCCGGUCUCUAUGUUGAUUCCAACCCACAAAUCAUCCGACGACAAGCACCAGGUGGUGUUCAAACCUAUACACAAAACAUUAAAGUUCGCUUCCUUCAACCACCACCAAUCCCACCCCCAGGCCCACUCAUCAUCAAAGAAGUACGCCCACCUCAACCACCACCACCACCACCCCUUCGCAUCAAACAACAAGCACCACCUCUCCCUCAACCACCCCCACUCAUCCUCCGUGAAAAACCACCACAGGUACCAGCUUCAGUUGCUUCACAAACAGUGAUCCGAAAACUCGCUGCUUUACCCGUACCACCACGAUCAGUCAUCAUCGAACGUCUCCCAGCUGCUCCAGCUCGUCCACGUGAUAUCAUCAUCGAACGUUGGGUUCCAUAUGGUGCUGCUUCAAAACGAAAAACAAUUGUUCAACGUGCUGAAGCCGCUAAAGCUUAUACUGCCCCACGUAACGUUAUCAUUCAAUACGAAGCUGCUCAAGUCCGUGUUGUUCGACAAUUCCAACGCUUAGGUGUUACUCAAGAAAACCCACAAGCUUAUCUUCAACGAUAUGGUGCUCAAUUACUUGAUGCUCAAACCCUUGUUCAACAAGCUCGUGCCGCUGGUGUUGUUGAAGAUAUCUCACCACCCGCUGGUGCCGCUGGUGUUGCUAGCAGCUCAGCAUCAUUUAGCCAAGAAUCCGCUUCAUUCAGUGCUAAUGGUGGUGCUGCUGGAGGUGAAUUCGGUAUUGGUGCUCUUGCUGGUGGAGCUGAAUUUGGUGCUGCUGCUGGUGGUGCUGAAUUCGGUGGUGCUUCAUCAUCCUUCUCAAGUUCAUUCGAAAGCUCAUCAGCCAAUGGUGGUGCUGCUGGAUUUGAAUCUGGUGCUGGAUUUGCUUCUGGUUCAGGAUUCGAAAGUGGUGCUGCUGGUGCCAGUUUCGGUGAAGGUGCAAAUGGUGGUGCUGCUGGAGGUUUCAGCUCAAGCUAUGAAUCAUCAUCAUUCUCCGCUCAAGGUGGUGCUGUUGGUGGUGCUGCUGGUGGAUUUGAUGCUUUAGGUGCUGCUUUCAAUAGCGCUGAUUUAAACAAAGAUGGACGUCUUGAUCACGGAGAAUUCAACAAAUUCGUCCAAGGUGGUUUAUAA